This is a messenger RNA of Cottoperca gobio, 2297 nucleotides long. It is a transcript of the gene nmi, whose product is annotated as N-myc (and STAT) interactor. The transcript has 10 exons. Gene Ontology annotation, cellular component: cytoplasm. The coding region runs from base 179 to 1312 and encodes 377 amino acids. The record is from RefSeq and is a predicted model, not a curated record. Lineage: Eukaryota; Metazoa; Chordata; Actinopteri; Perciformes; Bovichtidae.
ACGACACACCAAGCUCUACUCAACCACAAACAACGCACGCGAUAGGGAUCGUUUCCCGUCUUCCGUACAGCAGAGUCAUACAUACAGCGUUGCGUCUAGUACUUCAACCCGGUUUAACUUUCACUUUUGAUUUAGAUUUGUUUGUCUCUGUUCUCACUAGACGGCACUUCGACAGGUCAUGGCUACCAUAUACAUUACCCACCCGAUAAAGAAGAUGGACAGUGGCCUGGAGGAGAAAGGCAGUGAAUUCGAGGAGGCAAAGAAAGAGCUGGAGCUAUGCAAGACUAAAGCAGACAAAGCUGCUGAUGUGAAAGCCAGGCUGUUGUUGGAAAAACUGGAAGAAGAUGAAGCCAAGGUGAAAGCCCAGGAGGAGAUGUUGGCUUGUGUUAAAAAGCAAGAGGAGCGUCAGAAGGAAUUCUAUCAAAGCAUGAACGCAGUUAAGGAUGAAAUCCUGAAGCUUGAUAAACGCAGACAUGAUCUGCUGGACAGACUGAAGAGAUGUCAAACUCAACUGGAGGCUAAGAGGGCCCAGUCCACUAAACUAAAGCAGAAAUUCAAGAUCUACGCCCAGAUUCCAGACACAGAUGUGAAGUUCCGGGCUCAGUGGAAAGAGGGCAGGGAUGACGACAGUCAGCCAAUCAGAGGAGUGUUUGCCAUCAGCCAGAGACCCACUGUGUUUCUGCAGGGAGGACAGGCACUUAUCACCUUCGAAGAAGAGAAAGUGGCCUCUCAGAUCCUAAAGAUCGCCAAGUGCUCUGUGUCCUGUGACCACAUUAGUUUGGAUGUGCAACCGAAAAGAAUAACCAUGGAUCCUGCUGUGAAAUUUGAGGUCAACCUUGAUGUUUCCAGAAAGGAGCUCAAGGUUUCCAACGUCCCCCCUUCCAUGCCAGAGGAGAGAAUGAAGGACCGACUGGGGAUGAGUUUCUGCAGGCCCAGCAGAGGAGGAGGAGAGGUGGAGAGCGUGGAGUACGAUAAGAACACUGGGACAGGACAGAUCACCUUUCUCCACCCUGGAGUUGCUGAGAGCCUGGCCCUGAAAGCGAGGUACCGAGUGGAUCUGGACUCUGAAGUGAAUGUGCAGGUUGGACCCAUUUACCAAUACCAGCUGCACAAGUUUCAGACCUUCUGUGGCUCUCCCAAGCGGACCAUCCUCCUGGAUGACAUCGAGGACACGGAGGAUGAGGACGACCUGCAGGACCACCUGGAGAUUCACUUCCAGAAGCCCAGCAACUAUGGUGGUGAGAUCGAGAGCAUCAAAUACAUCUUCAGGGAGAAGGCUCUGCAGGCCUUUUUCUGUGAGGACUUACUGUAACCUCCCACAGCUGCAGCAUCUAAGGACAUGUCUGUCUCCUAUGAUUAAUAAAAUACAAAAUAAUAUUUGUAAUAUGAUUUUAUAUAAAUAUAUUAUGGACAUUUCACUUAAUUGUUGUCCUGCUAAGAAUUAGAUGAGAAGAUUUAGUGAUUUCAUCUCUGUGCGUUCAGUAGAGGGUAAGCAUUUGAUUGACGUUUUCGUAACUAAUGGUGAGGGGUGAUUGGGUGGUGUUGCUUACACAGUUGUUUUCGUAAACAGGAUUUUUCCUCCUUUCUUGAAUAAAAGUGGAAGAGUAACUGUACUACAUUAACAUGUUAUGUGUUAACAUGUUAAAAAUCCUGUUAGCACGUUAUUUGACCAUGUCUGCCGUCAAUGGAUGUAUUUCUACUGCUGUUGUGUGACAUGCCUCACAAAGGAGAUAGAGGCGCAUAUUAUUAUUAAAAACUUCCCCGUAUAAACGUCAACACUGAAAACAGUGUUUCUGAAAAUCUUCACCCUGGCCGGACUUUUACAAAAGGUCCGUUUUCAGUGACCUAAAACGCUGUUUGGGUGUGCACAAGUGGUCUAGUGUCAAAACAAAAGCCAUCUGCAAGGCACUAAACACUGAUUCUCCACACAGUCGGAGGGUCCUGACACAUAUAUGCAGAGAACUGUUUAUAUGUGUUUCUCAACACCUGGAAAUUUAUGUCACAGACUCGUUGUACGUUAAAGCAGGUUGGACAGCCUCCCAAUCACUGGAAUCACAUGUUUAGUUCAGAAAAUUCUGUGUUUGGUUUAAUGUUGCACAUUACCUUAGAAAGUUGUUGAUUCGCUUUCCUUCAGUGUGGCCUCAUAUUCCAUAUUUUACAUAUUUAAAUUUGAUGUUCAGUCUGUCCAUUAUAUUUAGUUUUAGUUUACUUAUUUAGUGUACUGUUGUACUUAAUCUUGGUGCACUGUCCCUUUCCAUGUUGUAAGACUAAUAAAGGAUUAUCUCUCUCUCUUUAAA